GUGCUGUUCACCUCGGGUAGAUAAAACGAUAAGAUAAGACAAGAAAUAGAAACCUACUCUUUGAGACGGACAAGCAUGCAUGUAUAAAAACGGUGAUAGCGAACCAUGAAUCAGAAGACGGCAAACCACGAAAGUAAUAUAGUGAAUAAGGACGCGCAAGGCUGGUGACUGUGAAUCACGCUUGAAUCACAUUUGUUCGGAACGGCGACACUUCAAGAGCUGGCACGUAGGUGAAUGAUCAACUAAUGGGUGAAUCAUUCAAUGGGUGAUGAAUCUUUACUAUGAAUUAUGGGGUCUGAAAAUAUCAUUCUGGUCGUAUUCUGUCAGUGAGAUGAGUAACAGGGAAAGUAUAACCGACACCAGCGAUGACGCACAGACCUUUCUCCAACGUGGAUCAUCAAUCACUCCACUCCACUUUAACAAAGCAGUCUGUACAUCUCUACAGGAAUCCUCCACAGACACACAGUCGCGGGGAAAAGAUCAUUCCAAAUUCGUCUUCAUAAAAUUACGAAAUUGCGCGCAACAUUCUACAGAAGCCCAGCUAAAAUCUUCACGAAGAGCGCGCCCGCGAUCACCUCCAAUUCGUCAAACACCAAUUCUACGUCUUACUUCCCUCACCACCAAAAAAUCAUGUCGAAUCAACCCACAGCACCCUCUUUACAAGUAGCAACACCCACGAAUGGUAGUGUGACAAUCACUCAGACGCCGUCCCAACCGUCCCUGCCAUCAGGGACUCUCCGCUUACGCGCCACCGAACCAGCAGAGCGGCGGCAUAUACAGUGGGCGGAGGAUGUAGUUGACAACGAGGGGAUGGGGAAGAAAUCCUCAAAAGUAUGCUGCAUAUACCACAAGCCCCGCGAAGUCGGCGAGUCCUCCGACGAAUCGAGUUCGGAUUCCUCGUCAUCGGACGAGAGCGACAGUGAGCCCGAUAACAGCACUGCCCGGCCCGCGGGUGGGAGGCGCGGAGGUCCAUCUCGAGGUCGUCGGCAACGGCCUGAACCGCAUAACCACGACCACGAACAUGAUGGUGAAGGCGAGUGUGAUCAUCCUCCGCAUGGUGACGAGGGUAGCGCGCCUAAGAAACCGCGCCGCCAACGGAGAAAACCGAGUCCGAAUGCGUAUGAGAAAAUGCCGAAGAAUCAGAAGUAGUGCUCCAUGCUAUUUCAUUUUUUUUUCGAGUUAGAGGGUCUGGGUACACUUACGAUGACAUUUUUUGCGAGAGGGGAAAGAAAUAAAAGGAACAGACGAUUGUAGACGAGGUGGUUGUGUGAGGGAAUGAGUGUCGGCAUGGACUUAUGAUUUUUACGAUGGAUGAACCUCGAUGGGAGAAAACAAACCACUAAACACGAUUUUCUUUCUUCUUUUCUCUUCCAUUCAGGGGCGCACAUUGGCGUAUUGCUUCAAUAUGCUACCUUUUCCUUUCUCCUUUCUUUGUUUUCUCACAAGCCUCAUGCGGUAGGACGACCGUUUUCUUCGUCGAAGACGAGAAACUUCAAAGCCUUUCCUCCUCCUCC
Messenger RNA from Periconia digitata, 1514 nucleotides. Lineage: Eukaryota; Fungi; Ascomycota; Dothideomycetes; Pleosporales; Periconiaceae. The record is from the annotation of a GenBank genome assembly.